CACUCGGUCCAACCAUCGGUCCUGAGCCGGUUAUUAAUACCCGGGAAAUAUUCUAGACAAAGUUUGGGUUAUCCGUACCGGAGUAAAAUCUACCUGAAUCACCUGUUGGAGCGGAGCUCUCCGUCAUCAGCCCAGUGAAACCAUGGAACCAACCAGUGCUCCGAAGGGAUGUGGUUCCAGUGUCAGCUCCGUGUAUUACAACCUGUGUGACCUGACCACACUGUGGGGGGUCGUGGUGGAGGCCGCUGCUGCUGCUGGCGUGGUGACUUCCUUUGUUCUGUUGGUCGCCCUCAUGGCCAGCUUACCGUUUGUCACAGACAAGAGGAGAAAGGGUAUGGUGGCCCUGCAGGCCGGCCUCCUGGUCUUCACGCUGGGACUCUUUGGACUCACCUUCGCCUUCAUUGUGGGUCGGUACUCAACCAGCUGUGCUGCACGGAGGUUCCUCUUUGGAGUACUGUUCUCGGGCUGUCUUGCCUGCCUGCUGAUGCACGGGUUGUGGCUCGCCCUGCUGCAGCGGAGGGGCCGGGGGCCCAGGAGCUGGAUGUUAUGCCUGGGAGCCCUGGGUCUGUGGAUGGUCGAGGUGAUCAUCAACACUGAGUGGCUCAUCAUCACCAGGAGCCCACCCACAGGUGUCGUCACCUCCGACCCGUCCUGCCGCAUUGCUAACGGGGACUUUGUGAUGGCACUGAUCUAUGUGAUGGUUCUGCUGCUCGCCGUGGUGGGGAUGGCCGUGCCCUCACUGACGCAUAAGCACAAGCAGUGGCGGCGAGAUGGAGCCUUCAUCCUGGUCUCGGGGCUCUUCACCGUGGCUAUCUGGGUCGCUUGGAUCGUCAUGUACAUCCAUGGGAACAAAGUGGUCGGGAAUCCCAGCUGGGACGACCCGACUCUGGCCAUAGCCGUGGUGUCAAAUGCCUGGGUGUUCCUCUUCCUCUACGCCAUCCCAGAAAUCUGCUUACUGACCCAAGAGGACCCAGACCAGGAGCAGCCAGUCGAUGGAGAUCAUGUUUAUCCCCCCAGGAGCCUGGUUUAUGACAGCAUCUGUAAGGUGGCAGAGCCGACGCCACCCCACCAGAACGUGGACAUGGAGAAUAAAGCCUUCACUAUGGACGAGCCUCCAGCGGUACCCACAAAACCAGUGUCCCCAUACGGUGCCUAUAAUGGUCAGCUACGAAGUUGUGUGUACCAGCCCACUGAAAUAGCCCUGAUCGCCAAGGGUCUGACGAAGAUGGACCAGGACGCCAUGCUGCCUCGAGGCCGAGGCCCCUCCACGCCUCGGUCAGCAGAGUCCUCGGCGCCUUAAGGACCGUCACAAGGCUCCGAUAUAUCUCCACCGGGGGUUUGUUCUCCCCUCGGCAUUUCUUGUAUCAAAUGUAACGUAGCCUCCUUUUUCCGUCCUGAGCAAGAAGCUUUACUUACUAACCAGUGUGGUGAACUAUCUCCUCUGGCUGACCUUUCAUCUUGUACUUCAUUUCCUCUGAUGUCCGUUCCCUGCUCGUCUGUUUUGUGUGGGCUGAGUGUCAUUUAGAAAAGAUUAGAAAAGACACGAACAAUAUCGGAGAAGGAUGGCAUGGAGGCUGUUGUGGCCUCAAUGAGCUCUUCCAUUGAACGUCCAUUCUCACUUUAACAAGUGCCCUAAACCUUCUGACUGCCAACUCAAACCAGCGUUGUUGUCCUAUAGCCUCACUCAAAAACACAAUCAAGAGAAAGAGUGGUGUUUUCUGAUUUGUCGAUGGGAAAGUAAACACUUCACAGUUUAGGGAGCAACAAUUGUUCCGUCACUGCUUUUUACGUUCCUAAAAAUGGGAAAAAUUUACACAUGUUCAUGUGAUAACUGACUGACAGCAGGUUGAUGGUGGAGAAACGAGACACGGACUAGGUGCACUGAGUUUGAACACGUUAGUUUUUAUUCACAAACGCUUAAAGUUGUUGUUCACCAAUAUAAUGCUUUUUCUUGUCACAAUUUGACCGACUGUAAUUUUCUUAUCUGUUGUAAACUACUUUAAAUCACAUCAUAAUGUCAAAAUAAAGAGACUACCUAUAAAAUACAUUUCUUUUAGUGCAUUGAAUUGAUCAAAUAAAUGUAUUUAAAAGUG
This is a messenger RNA of Pseudoliparis swirei, 2093 nucleotides long. Its product is annotated as G-protein coupled receptor family C group 5 member C-like. Gene Ontology annotation, biological process: G protein-coupled receptor signaling pathway. Gene Ontology annotation, cellular component: intracellular membrane-bounded organelle; extracellular exosome; signaling receptor complex. The record is from RefSeq and is a predicted model, not a curated record. The coding region runs from base 143 to 1300 and encodes 385 amino acids. NCBI's taxonomy places the organism in Eukaryota, Metazoa, Chordata, Actinopteri, Perciformes, Liparidae. Gene Ontology annotation, molecular function: protein kinase activator activity; G protein-coupled receptor activity. The transcript has 4 exons.